AUGGGAAGUUAUGUCCAAAUUCAGAACUACCCCAAGAAUCCCAUUCCUGUGUUAUUGUCAUCCUUCAGCAAAGAUUAUUAUAACUUUCGGUCAAAACAUUUCAAGCAUUUCCAUUUCAAAUGCUGGGGUGCAGCUGAAAAUGGGGGAAAUUUUACAAGAUUUAUAAGGAACGUGAAUGUAGAUUCUUGGGCACAAAAUGUUGACUCCCCUGUUGUAGCUUCUCAGCUUUCAGCUCUUUCUUUGUUGCCUUAUCUUGGUUUUCUGUAUUUUAUCACCAAAUCUAAAUCUGCCCCAAGACUCACCCUUUUUGGAUUAUACUUCUUGCUUGCUUUUGUUGGUGCUGCAACCAUUUUUUUGAUGCGUAGCCACAAUAUGGACAAAGGUGCAUUAUGCGACAUCAUUGUCGAAUGUCGACUGGCUGCACGGUGGGCUGAGUCACUACUCAUGGUUACCAACCUAUUUAUCGUGUUGGGCCUCAAACGGGCCCUUCAAAAAACUGAAGAUAAAUCAGAAAACACACCAAGUGUUACUUCUCAAACCAAAGAUGAGGAGAAAGCAGUUGGACAGGAAAUUCGGAGCCAAACCGAACUCGUCAGCUCGAAACUCCAUGCCUCCAAUUGGCGAACUAGUCGUGGAAGCUUGUGCCGAUAUUAUCUUCUCGUGAAAAGUAACUCGAGCCCAAAUGAUCUUCUUCUCCUAUCAAGGAGUCCGAUCUUUGGACUUGCUUUGAGGCCCAACAGUUUUGGGCGUGCCGGUUUUGGUGAUGGCUUGUCGGGUGGAGAUGCAAAAUGUUGUUGUUGUUGUUGUCGUUGUUGGGCUUCCCCGUACUUCAUUAGCAUUUCAGAAAAUGAAAGGCCCGAUUUUAGAUGGGCCGAGGGCGGUGGGACCACAGUAACUCCAAUAAACUUUUGUGAUGGGAAACUUAAAUGGGACUCACCUAGCGAAUAUGCGAUAGAGAACAAGUUGGAGGGGAACCAAUAG
Striga asiatica is the source of this 981-nucleotide messenger RNA. The record is from the annotation of a GenBank genome assembly. Lineage: Eukaryota; Viridiplantae; Streptophyta; Magnoliopsida; Lamiales; Orobanchaceae.